AGUGUUGCAUUGACGCACCGCGUCGUCUCGGUCCUAAAAGCUUCCUGCGGCUUGACUUUACAGUUUUCUGAAGGAAUUUGUGUCUGUACCGACAGAUAUCACCAUACAGGAUAUCACCCCUGACCAAAGAGACUCUCUCUCUCUCUCUCUCUCUCCCCUUCACUGCGGGUAGGAGAUUUAAAUACAACUUUCUGCACAAGCUUUGCUCCAAGGACACGAAACACAGCGCUGAGACUUGACAGAUCACACACAGAUUGCUCCAGGAACUUUUCUUAAUUUCAACCAACCGACCAGUGGAAGAUCCCCGCCGUCACCAUGAGCGCGUGCAGCAGGAAGGCACUGACAUUGCUGAGCAGCGUCUUUGCAAUCAGCGGCCUGGGGCUGCUGGGAGUGGCAGUCAGCACAGACUACUGGUUGUACCUGGAGGAGGGUGUGAUUAUGCCUCUGAACCAGAGCACUGACAUCAAGACCUCGUUGCACUCCGGCCUCUGGAGAGUCUGCUUCCUGGCUGGUGAGGAGUCGGGUCGCUGCUUUACCAUCGAGUACAUCAUGCCUAUGAAUGUCCAGUUGACCUCAGAGUCCACAGUAAACGUGCUCAAGAUGAUACGCUCAGCCACUCCGUUCCCUCUGGUCAGCCUGUUCUUCAUGUUCAUCGGAUUUGUCCUCAACAACAUCGGACACAUCAGGCCACACCGCACCAUCCUGGCUUUUGUCUCUGGAAUCUUCUUCAUCCUCUCAGGACUGGCUCUGGUGGUGGGUCUGGUGCUGUACAUCUCCAGUAUAAAUGAUGAAAUGCUGAAUAGGACGAAGAGCAGUGAGGCCUAUUUUACCUACAAGUAUGGCUGGUCCUUUGCCUUUGCUGCCAUCUCCUUCCUGCUCACUGAGAGUGCAGGCGUAAUGUCCGUCUACCUGUUCAUGAAGCGCUACACAGCAGAGGAGAUCUACCAGCCUCGCCACCCGAGUUUCUACCGCCCUCGCCUCAGCAACUGCUCGGACCACUCCGGCCAGUUCCUCCACCCAGAGGCCUGGUCACGUGGCCGAAGUCCCUCUGACAUCUCGAGUGAAGCUUCUCUCCAGAUGAGCGCCAGCUACCCUGCUCUCCUCAAAUGCCCCGACUACGAUCAGGUCUCCUCUUCACCCUGCUGAGGGGGUCAGUCAUCAGAGCAGAGGCCACCUAAAGGUCACUAAGGGGUCAUUGAUGAUCACAUACUGUAAGGUCAAAAGCCGAGGUUUUCUUUCAGGAAAAAGAUACAACUUAUAGAUAUUUUACUGGGAGUUUGUUGUUUUUCAGGGAGGAAAGUGUGUGCAGCUUGGACUGUGGCCCGAGGACUUUGAAAAUAUGUCCGUAAAGUCAGAUGUGGCUUUUUAUAGAGUCAGGGGUGCUAACUGGGAAUUUGCUGUUGUAGCAAAAUUUACUGUUUCUCUAGGUCAAGACGAAGUCUACAGGUUCUAGGACAAUUCUAUACAUUUAUUCGUCAUCUUGGUUUUAGUUAUUGUUUCCGCAAAAGUCUCAAAGUUAAAAUCUGUUAAAUAGUUCUUUUUAGAGGGUAUAAAUGACCUUUUGACUUUAUCUUAAGGGGUACUUUGUUCUGUAUUUUAGUUUAAUUGUAUGUGUGCAUUUUACCUUCCAGUGCCUCAUAGAUGUUUCUGUCUGUGAUAUCUUUUGCAGCCUCAUUUUACAAUAAAUGCACAUCAUGC
Messenger RNA from Thunnus maccoyii (southern bluefin tuna), 1698 nucleotides. RefSeq names its product calcium channel, voltage-dependent, gamma subunit 5b (gene cacng5b). Bases 316 to 1146 code for a protein of 276 amino acids. Gene Ontology annotation, biological process: neurotransmitter receptor transport, postsynaptic endosome to lysosome; positive regulation of synaptic transmission, glutamatergic; calcium ion transport. The transcript is spliced from 6 exons. Gene Ontology annotation, molecular function: channel regulator activity; voltage-gated calcium channel activity. The record is from RefSeq and is a predicted model, not a curated record. Gene Ontology annotation, cellular component: AMPA glutamate receptor complex; postsynaptic density membrane. NCBI's taxonomy places the organism in Eukaryota, Metazoa, Chordata, Actinopteri, Scombriformes, Scombridae.